AUGGACGCCUACCCGGAAGAUUAUGUCGUCAACAACCUCCCGUUCAUCUUGCUAUCUGGAUUAGAAGCAACCGCCGAGGAUGAUCCGGAACCGAAGCAGGUCGAAUAUCCUCUUCUCCACGAGAAGGGAGUGAGAAUAUACUCCGAUUUCCCGCCGUUGAACGGCCCAUCCGCAACGGCAUUGCGGGAUGUGCUCGUGGGUGAGGAUGCGUCGGCCGCUCCGUGGGAACCGCGAGAGGGCCUCGAUACCGAAUCUCCCGGGAUAAAAUAUAAGAUCAAGAGUGUUGGUCGGUCCUACAGUCUUCCCCCGCGCAAAGCUGACCCCCCACCUGUGUCCCCUCCGACAAGUCCGCCGGCUAGACAGGGCACUGACAUAUCGCAUGCGUCCCUAAAUCUUCACUCUCCCAUAUCUCCAUUGACUCCCAGCUCUCCGACUUUUCCAGAUGGGUUACUUACACCGCUAUGGGUCACGAAACAUCAGAACUUGGUUCCAGCCGCCGUGAUCAACUUCUUCCCUUUCUGUUUAGACCAUAAUAUGAGCUCUUUACGCGACAAUCAGUUGAAGAUAGAAAUCAACGGCCUGAGGAAGGAAUGGUCAUCUUCUGGCUACAAAACCCGUUUCAUAGUGGUAUUGCUGUCUGAAGAGCCGCACAGUGGCUAUAUCGGGGACGCGGAUGAUCGGGUAGCAAGCAUUCGCAGGGCGACCAACCUAGAUCCGAAAUCUAUUUUUCUUCUCCCAUCAGAUGCAACCCCGUUGGAGCUACAAGAGUUUUCUCGGUCCCUUCUGUCAAUGCUUCAGCCGUCGAUAAUAGAAUACUAUCGAGACCUGUCAAAGCAUGCCAGGCGAAAGCGAAACCGGAGCACCAUACCUCCCCCAACGGCGCCGCCAACAACUGGAACCUCCCAAACCCUCUCGCUGCAAGGGUGGAAUGUCCGAUACGAGUUCAAGAUGGGGAUAUUCGCUGAAUUUCGGCAUGAGAUGGAUGCCGCGCUGAGAAACUACGAAAGCGCCUACGAGACUUUGUUUGGGCAGGAGGUCUUUGAGAAUAUUGCUGGAUGGAACCCAAGGUUUAAUGAUGCACGUCUGUUAGCAGAUGCCAUUGCCAUUCGUAUUAUUCGCUGUCUGCUCUGGUCCGGGCAGACCACUGCCGCGGUGCGGUCAUGGGUGAGCCACCGAGACCACUCUCAGGACAUCAUCAACAGACGCGGCAAAGGAACAAGAAAUUAUGGCUGGGAGGCCUGGGAGGCUAGAUGGUCCAUGGUAAUGGCCGAACUAAUACGCCAAGCCAGUAUCCCUUAUUUCACCUCGGUCGGGAUCACUCAGGACCAGUUCCGCGAGCAUUUUUCGAUUUUCGUGCCUCGAGAGAAGAACAGCUCUCAUGCCGACACCCCCUGGGAACAACUUCAUCAUGAAGGGUACUGGUUGUAUCGAUCGGCGAGACAUUCUAUGUAUCGCCGAACUCUGGCGGAGCAGAUUCCUGACGAGGACCGGAUCCCGCCAGGGCAGUCCCCUGCUUCUCAAAUUGCGAGCAAAUCGUAUCUAUACGACACGUACCUCGCCCCUGAGACUCAUUUAGAGGCACCUCAAGCAGGCUCUACCGGCUUCGACCACUCAUCUCUUAUACUACGUACUCUAAAAGCCGCGCUGGAGGAGUUUGCAAAACGAAACCAAACCAGAAAAACAGAAAGCCUUACUUUGGAGAUAGCAGAGGAGCAUAUGCGCAAGGGUUCUUGGGCAGAGGCUUUUGAUCUACUUCAGCCGCUUUGGUCAACCCUUACCUGGCGACGUUCAGGGUGGUGGCAACUCAUGGCAAAAUUUGGCUGGGCGCUGCGAGAGUGUGCUUUACAGGUACAAGAUAGUGAGAUGGUGCUCCGGGUAGAUUGGGAGUUACUUCAUGACGUCUUUCAACCGAGACUUGACUGGCAGUAUGACCUGCAUCACAGCCUCGAAGACCUUCCAUUGGUGAUGCCUAAGCCAUCCAUCGUUCUUAAAGCGGAAGAUAUUCUAUCUAGUGCCACUGCUAGCUUCGUCUUCGCAAAUUCUGAAGGGAACGUUGGUGAACCCCUUCGGGGUCAGAUUGCGAUUACAUCAUCCGCUCAGAAGCUUUCGAAACCAAUCCGAUUUUCCGAGGUUAAGGUUGUUUUUGAGGGCUGUCUUCGUCCAAUUAAACUAGAGUCUGAUCACAACACGGAAACCAGUACGGAAGCUGCUUGCACGAUAUCCUCACUCUCAUUACGCGAACCGAAUAUAUCUGGCGAUUCGUCGUCGUUGCAAUCGCCUACCAAUUGCUUGACAGCCCUCGUCGGUGCUGCCGAUCUGACCCUUGGGCCUUCCCAGACCAAGGUGUUUGAUUUGACAUGUAUUCCUCGAGAAGCCGGCGACUGUCGGGUUGCGUCCGUGGCCCUUGUUGUCGAGGAGGAAAAGUUUGAUAUGGCGUGUGUGGCCACGGAUAUGUCCCAGCAGGAGUCUUUCUGGUGGCGCCAUGGCGCGAAAGGCCCAAGCCGAAGACGAAUUGGCAAAGACCGGGAUACAACUCGAUGUAAAAUCAUGCCCAAGCCGCCGAAGAUUCGGAUAACAACCCCGAAUCUCCGAGAAAAUUACUACACCAACGAAAGGAUUAUUCUGAAGAUCGGCAUACACAACGAAGAAGAUGAGGCCGCAGAUGUUUCCACCGAGAUUCGACUAUUCGGUCGACCAGAAUCUACUGCCAAGAUUCUAUGGCUCGAUGAAGAAAACUCAUCAGAUGCCCAGAACUCCGAGCGGAGCUCCCCGAUUGAGGGUAUUGCUCAUUUCGCGAAGCGGCCGAUUGGCGUGAUGGCGAGUCAGUCACGACAGGAGCUUGCCAUAUUACUCACAGAUACCCACGACGCUUCGGAUUAUGAGCUUGAGAUAUCCUCCGUAUACCACCUGGUAUCUGACAUUCAAACACCUAUACUCGCAUCGCUAAGGGUUGGUUUAUCUGCCAUCCGACCGUUCGAAGCAAAUUACGAGUUCCUUCCUCGUCUGCAUUCUCAACCAUGGCCAGAUUUCUAUUCGGUUGAGGAUACUUUACUUGCUAGUGAAAGUGAGGGCAAGGCCGGGGGUCUGCAGCAACGAUGGAACCUAAAUUCUAAACUAGUCUCAUUUGCACUGGAGCCUCUUAUUAUAGAAAAAGUGUCCUUAGUGCUGCUCGGGAUCGCUGGCGGAGCCACUUCGGACAUAGGGUUGGAGGUGGCUGUCAGUCCCGAAACACCAGAACUUCGCCCCGAAGAGCUCCGCGAAUCCAAUUUCGUUCUGGACAUACAGAAGGCGAUACUAGGCGAUCGGCGGCCUACAGCGCUGAAUCUGGCAUUGGAGGUCCAGUGGCGCCGAGUAGAUGACUGUGAAUCGCCUCAAGAUAGUGUCACUACGAGACUUGCUAUUCCUCGUUUCGUUGCCCCGGCCGGCGAACCUCGUGUGCUUGCCUCGGCGACGCCGUCUAAGAUCCUCUCUGGCCUCAUACACUUAGACUACACCGUUGAGAAUCCGUCGAUGCACUUCCUCACGUUCAACUUGACGAUGGAAGCCAGCGAGUAUUUUGCGUUCAGCGGCCCAAAGACAAUGGUUGUGCAACUAGUGCCGCUGAGCCGGCAUACUGUCCGGUUCAACUUGUUGGCGUCUAAGAGGGGAUUGUGGAUUCAACCUCAACUCCUUGUGGUGGACACGUACUUUAACAAAACUCUGCGAGUCCUUCCGACGGAGGAGAUGAGAUCUGACAAGAAAGGAACCCUGGUAUGGGUCGAUGCAGAUGACUAG
Molecule: messenger RNA, 3774 nt
Organism: Aspergillus affinis
Lineage: Eukaryota; Fungi; Ascomycota; Eurotiomycetes; Eurotiales; Aspergillaceae
Exons: 4
Coding region: 1-3774 (1257 amino acids)
Source: RefSeq, a predicted model, not a curated record